This is a messenger RNA of Dictyostelium discoideum AX4, 870 nucleotides long. RefSeq lists its product as hypothetical. The transcript is spliced from 2 exons. Gene Ontology annotation, cellular component: extracellular region. Bases 1 to 870 code for a protein of 289 amino acids. Lineage: Eukaryota; Evosea; Eumycetozoa; Dictyosteliales; Dictyosteliaceae. The record is from RefSeq and is a predicted model, not a curated record.
AUGAUUAAAAAUUAUAAAUUACUUUUAUUUACAACAUUCACUUUAUUUUUUAUUACAUUUGUAAGUGGUAGUAGUAUUUUAAAAGCAAACUUUUAUUAUAAAGUUGAUUGGGAAAAUGUUCAAUGUUUCGUUCCACCAUGUCCAAAAUACACAAUUCAAAAAUUAAAUACAAAUGAAAAAUCACAAAAAAUUUUAGAUUUCAUUUUCCCAAAUGGUUUAAAUAAAACAACACUUUUGGGUGAUGAAUCUAAAACUCUUAUAGUUUUAGGUACCACUCAACCAAGUUCAAAAUUCCCAAAUAAUGCAACUGAUUUCCUUGUUACCAGAGUAUAUAAAUCAUUACCAUUAGGUAAUAAACAAACUUCAACUGAUAAAUAUUAUAUGUUUGGUGAUAAUGGAACAAGAUGUAAGACAUCACCAUGUCCAAAUAUUGUUGCAGCUUUAUUAAAUGUACAUAGUCAGGAAAUAAUAAAUACAAUUAGUCAACCAUAUGAGAAAAAUGUAGGAUUUUUAGAUUCAGUUUGGUUAAGUUCAAAAAAUAUUAGAUCUGAUGAUUUUGGUUUAAUUGGACAAGGAACAAUUAAAAAUGGAGUUAUUUCAAUUUCAAAUUCAUUCAUUUAUUUACCAGAUCCACCAAUAAAAUGUCCAGAACUUCCAUUAUUGAAGUGUGUUGAAGGUAAUUCCAUGACCUAUUCUCGUGAUGAAAAUCGUUGUCUUGUCUCACCAAGAUGUACUAAAUUUGGUGUUUGCACUCUAAGUAUUCCACUUUGUAAUAAAGGUUAUCGUCUCGUUUCUUUCCCAUCAACUGAAUUAAAUGGUUGUCCAAAAUUCUUCUGUGAUCCAGAAUUUGUUAAUAAAACUCAUAAAUAA